AUGGCUCCUACGUCAACGGCGACCCCAUUCCACAUCGCGGAAGCCAUCUCGGAAUAUAACUUAUUCACAUCACUAAUGCUCCUCCGAACGCUACCUCGAAAGCACGACCCGAGCGGGAUUUAUCUCAAGGCAGAAGGCGUAAAAUACGACCAUCAUUUCUCACAAAUGGAAAUCGUCGUUCAAACGAUCGCCUGCGCUCCCUCCCUCGCCGAGCUACCGUUUCUUUGGCAUUUCUCUAAAUGCAUCCGGUUUUGUGUCGUGUCGCUGUCAGCAAGCGGCAGCGGGGGACAAUGCGCCGCUAACGAGACGCAGCGGCGGUCGAUCGCAAAGAGCUUCAUGGAACACCUCAAUCCCCUCUUUGUUCCUGUUGGCCCGCCCUUACCAGUGGAUCUCGAUUCCGUCCUAGGAGCAAUAAAGCUCAAAGCCAACUCACGACUCUCUGCUGUCUACCCUUUAUUGCCCGAACGCGCUCCGAUCUUGAGCACCUCUGGCCCGCAUAAUUGGCGUGUGGGUGCGGUGCCGGCGCUGCCCCCCAACGGGGUGACGCCCGUAGAGAUAGCUCGGCCCCAUCGCCUAGACCCGGCUACACCUUCGGACGCACACCGGCACAUCUAU
This is a messenger RNA of Iphiclides podalirius (scarce swallowtail), 615 nucleotides long. The record is from the annotation of a GenBank genome assembly. NCBI's taxonomy places the organism in Eukaryota, Metazoa, Arthropoda, Insecta, Lepidoptera, Papilionidae.